GCAACUUCUCUCCUCUAUAAAUAGGAGAGCUACAAACAUUUUACCACAUGAGAUCACGAUGGCAGACGAAAUUGAUGGUGCAAGUGUUUUGGCCCAAGCAUUAAAAGCCCAGGGUGUGGAGUAUAUGUUUGGCAUUGUUGGUAUCCCAGUCAUUGAAGUAGCAUAUGCAGCGCAGGCUCAUGGCAUCAAGUACAUUGGGAUGCGAAAUGAACAAGCUGCAUCCUAUGCAGCAUCAGCCAUUGGAUACAUGACCGGGAGACCUGCUGUGUGCCUUGUCGUCUCCGGCCCUGGGCUCAUCCAUGCCUUGGCAGGAAUGUCUAAUGCACAAGUCAACUGCUGGCCGAUGAUCAUAGUUGGUGGUAGCAGUGAGCAGCAUCAGGAGGGUAUGGGGGCCUUUCAGGAAUAUCCACAGGUGGAAUUGUGCAGGCCAUACUGUAAGUACAGUGCACGUCCCAGUAAAGUGGAAAGGAUUCCAUUCUACAUCGAAAAGGCAGUUCGACACAGUAUUUAUGGUAGGCCUGGUGUAAGUUACAUUGACCUGGCAGGGGAUAUGGUCACACAGAAAGUCAGAGUUGCAGAUCUCAGUCCGUAUGUAAAGUGUCCAGACCCCCCGAAGACAUUGACAGAUCCAGACAAAAUUAAAGAGGCCAUUGAUUUAAUUCAGUAUGCUGAGAAGCCUCUCGUCAUAAUAGGAAAAGGUGCUGCCUAUGCCAAAGCGGAGAAUUCAGUCAGACAGUUUAUAGAAUCCACCCGUCUGCCAUUUCUACCAACUCCAAUGGGAAAAGGAGUUUUACCUGAUGACCAUGACCUUGGUGUUGCUCCUGCAAGGUCAAAAGCAUUACAAGAAGCUGAUGUUAUUCUUCUGCUUGGAGCUAGAUUAAACUGGAUUCUUCACUUUGGUCUGCCACCUAGGUUUAAUCCAAACGUGAAGGUCAUUCAGGUGGACAUUUGUGCUGAGGAAAUGAACAACAAUGUGCAGAACGCCGUUUCUCUGGUCGGAGACAUAGAUGCUGUUGUGACACAGAUGAAUGAACAACUAAGCAAGAUUCCAGGUCAGUUUUAUUUCAAUCCUAAAUCCCCAUGGUGGAAAACUCUCAACAACAAAGUGCAACAGAACCAGAAGGCUGUCCAAGCUAUGAUGGAUGAUAAGAGCGAACCCCUAAAUUACUACGCAACAUACUGCGAGAUCCAAAAGUUUCUUCCCAGAGAUUGUGUUAUUGUCAGUGAAGGGGCCAACACAAUGGACAUUAGCAGGACCAUGGUUCCUAACUAUCUUCCCCGACACAGAUUAGAUGCAGGAACCUUUGGGACUAUGGGAGUGGGGUUAGGAUUUGCUGUGGCUGCCGGGAUCUGGUGCAGGGAUCAUGCACCAGGGAAGAGAGUUAUCUCCAUUCAAGGAGACAGUGCAUUUGGAUUUUCUGGAAUGGAAAUUGAAACAAUAUGCAGGUACAAGCUUCCAGUGACUCUGAUGAUUAUAAACAAUGGUGGGAUUUACACAGGGUUACCGGAGGACGUCUGGAAAUCUAUGCAGGAAGAGGACCUAACGCUGAUGUCUCCUCCGACAGCUCUGAUAGCCGCAGCUAGGUACGAAAAAAUGAUUGAGGCUUUUGGAGGCCGAGGCUACGUUGCUAAGACGACAGACGAAAUCAACAAGUAUUUGACCGAGGUCACGAAAGAUCCAGAGAGAGUGGCACUCAUUAACAUUCUUAUUAGUCCCAUGUCCAUGAGAAAACAACAGGAUUUUGAUUGGCUGACAAAGUCCAAAAUCUGUAUUGUCUACCCAAUAUCCCACAAGUCCUGCAAACAGCAGUGUUGCUCCUCCGGAGGAAAAUCCAUGAACUGCAGGAAGCUGAAGGGAAUCUGGGGACAGGCUAAUGAGGAAAAGCCCCACUCCAAAGGACCACAUACGGUCCCCCUGAAAGUGAUGCUAAUAAAGCUAAGAAAGGUAUUGAGAAGUAGACGAUAUCGUUGCAGUUGCAAAAUUCUUUUCCGUGAUAUAUUUGUCAGUCCACUGAUGGCCGACUCCUUGUCUGAGAAUGCACCAGGGAGUUCUGUAAGAGAGAAAGAGGAGGACAAAAGACCCCAGUUUGGAGGCCGAUUCCUGACAAAUCCGGAAGAUGUCUUUCAACACAAUGCAUGGGAUAAUGUGGAAUGGGAUGAAGAGCAAGAGACGAAUGCCAGACAGAAAACACGAGAACAGUUACAGUCAUCGCUACCUCCAGAAAAACAGGAGGAGUACGAGGACCUGGCUGAUGAAUACUGGAACAAAUUUUAUCAGAUCCACCAGAACCGCUUCUUUAAGGAUCGGCACUGGCUUUUCACAGAGUUUCCAGAAUUGGGACCUGAUGGAAACAAGAAUGAUGAUGUUGAGAGUGCCGCAGCUGGCAAGGAAUUUCCAGGUCACAAGGCAAAAAGGAGAAUACUAGAGGUUGGAUGUGGUGUGGGAAAUACUGUCUUUCCAAUUUUGCAAACAAACAAUGAUCCCGAUCUAAUGGUGUACUGUUGCGACUUUUCAUCUACUGCAGUUGACCUUGUGAAGGAGCACCCCGAUUACAAACCUGACACAUGUCAUGCUUUUGUGUGUGACAUCACAGAUGAGAAGGCGGAGAUUCCAUUCCCCGACCAGUCCUUAGAUAUUGUCAUAUUGAUCUUCGUGUUGUCUGCCAUCCAGCCAGAGAAAAUGCAGUAUGUACUAAAUCGUCUAGCACAGUUCCUGAAGCCCGGGGGAAGAAUAUUGUUAAGAGAUUAUGGAAGAUAUGAUAUGGCACAACUGCGUUUUAAAAAGGGUCAUUGUUUAUCAGAAAACUUUUAUGUGCGUGGAGAUGGCACUAGGGUAUAUUUCUUCACGCAAGAGGAACUAAGAGAUAUGAUGACCAGAGCAGGUCUAACAGAGGAGCAAAACCACACAGAUAGACGGCUUCAAGUCAACAGGGGGAGACAACUCAAAAUGUACAGAGUAUGGAUACAGUGUAAAUACAGAAAAUAAACAUGAAAACUAA
Messenger RNA from Ostrea edulis (European flat oyster), 2999 nucleotides. RefSeq names its product 2-hydroxyacyl-CoA lyase 1-like. The transcript is spliced from 27 exons. Gene Ontology annotation, cellular component: peroxisome. Bases 59 to 2986 code for a protein of 975 amino acids. Gene Ontology annotation, molecular function: catalytic activity; thiamine pyrophosphate binding; magnesium ion binding. Lineage: Eukaryota; Metazoa; Mollusca; Bivalvia; Ostreida; Ostreidae. Gene Ontology annotation, biological process: fatty acid alpha-oxidation. The record is from RefSeq and is a predicted model, not a curated record.